AGCGGACAAGCAAAUCGGCACCGUUGUUGAUUUGCGUAGAUUGGGGUUUGCCAAAACUUGUUUCUACUUAUUAUUGUUCUUGUUGUCGUGGCGUUCUAGUGAACUGAUUCUGGCCUCCCUUUUUUUUUCUUCUUCUGUCGUUGAUGUUGAGUGUUUGCUGCGGAGUUACGUACGACCAGCUGGUUGUCUCGGCGGCGCGCUCAAUCGGGAAGGCAUUAUUACUUUACGGUGAUACGUCGCAAGCCAACUAAACCAUCGCUCCUCAGCUUUUUUUUUCUUCUUCCUCUGAUUCUGUUUCCCCUCAAGAAAGGAAAAGGAAAAUAAAUACAUUAGUAAUUCUAUUUUACUUGCUACGUUCCGCUUCGCCCUUAUGCUGCGCCGCGCGAGUCAAGCCAGCAGCGCUGUGUCGCACGCGUCGUUGUUAGGGCUAUGCGUCAGCCCCACUCUCCUGUCGGGGUCUUCCACCGAAUCAACAGGGCACCGCAUCCUCGUCACGACCCAGCGCUGCACCUUCUUUACUCCGGGAACGCCUGGCAAGGGCUUACUGCGCGACCUCACAACGCCAUCAGAGCCUCCCCAGGCCUUUUCACCCUUGGAGAAAUUUCGCUUCCCGUCUCCGCCGUCUGCGUCGGAUGCCCGGCCGUUUGGAUCGCUGAAUCGCGAUAACCAACUGCGCCGCUACGUGAACGUCAACACUGCCAAUGUGAGAAGCAGCGCCCCGGGCAGUAAUAGUAUGACACAGUCGAGUAUUUCUCGCGAUAGCGCUGCUGCUUCUGAUGGCGUCUCUGCUAGUGCUGGCUCGUCACUGCCCCCGCCCGCUGCGCAGAUGGAUCUAUCGAAGCUCGUACGCCGACACGCGAACAACUCCGCGAGUUCGGCGACGGACGCGGUGGCUUUCACUUCGCGCCGCGAAGCUGCUGCUUCUACUGCCGCUGCUGGCGCCUCUUCUUCGGUUUCGAGCGCGGGCGUCGGGUCUGGGGCGGCAUCUGCAUCUCUUCUACCCCCUGCCACGUCGACCCACGCCACAGUAGCGAGGGCACAGGCCGCCAUUGCCGCUGCGCACCGACGCAUUGAAGCUGCCCAGCAGCACCGUAAGGAAGGCAAUGAGUCCACCCGUGCGGCCACCGCCAACGUUCGCAGCAGCACCGCCGCCGCCGCUACUGCCGCUGCUGCGCCUCGUGCGCGGCGCGACCACAAGGGCGACCCGCACGCGUCCGCACGUCAGCACUCGCAGUUGUACGAGGAGCAUUGCACGAUCGGGUGGUCCCCGGAGGAGUUCUACCAUGUGGUGGCCGACGUGGAGCACUACACGGACUUCUUGCCAUGGUGCGCCGGGUCGGAGGUGCAUACGACUCGACGGGUGCGAGUCCCGCGAGGACGGCGGCAGCUGGCCGGAAACCUGCCCCCCACUGGGUCUUCCACGCCAUCUACCGCACCCGAAGGAGCCAGGACGCCGCUGUCGGCGGCCGACACCGUCGCGGCGGCCGAGGCGGAGCUGGUGGACGCAAUUGAGAUGACGGCGACGCUGACCAUUGGCUUUUCCUUCCUGAAGGAGCAGUACACAUCUCGUGUGACGCUCUACCCAGGCACGAAGAUUGUCGCCGCCCUCCACGACGCGGAGAACGACGAAGGGACGGACGUGGCGGCUGCAUCGCACGCGGAAAGGCAACACCUGCACGACAACUCCGCGCACCGCGACAGCUUCGUCGUGUCGCUGUUUAAGAAGGCCGCCUCGACGGCCGGGGCGGCGAAGCGAUCCAUCCUGAAGCACCUGCUGUGUGAGUGGGAGUUCUGCCCCGUGCCUGGGAAGCCGAACACCGUGGAGGUGAUUUUCUCCGUGUCGUUCGAGUUUAAGAACCCGCUGCACAGCCGCAUGAUCAUGUCGAACGUGGUGACGCUCAUGACGCGCAGCUUCGAGCGGCGCUGUGAGAGUUUGUACGGGCCGCCCUCAGCGUCCAAGGAGUCCCUUCCUCUCUUUCAUUGA
Leptomonas pyrrhocoris is the source of this 1984-nucleotide messenger RNA. RefSeq lists its product as hypothetical. The record is from RefSeq and is a predicted model, not a curated record. Lineage: Eukaryota; Euglenozoa; Kinetoplastea; Trypanosomatida; Trypanosomatidae. The transcript has a single exon. Gene Ontology annotation, molecular function: ubiquinone binding. Gene Ontology annotation, biological process: cellular respiration; ubiquinone biosynthetic process. The coding region runs from base 371 to 1984 and encodes 537 amino acids.